CACUCGCUGAUGCCGUUGCGAGAUGCUGCUCAGGCUGCCUGCGUAUCCCAUGCCUUUUUGCGUUUCUGGCGAUCCUAUGGCAGGCUCGACUUUGACAUUUACACACUAGGAUUACUGGAUGUAGGCCGCCGCCUGUUGUCGUUUGGUCCCAUUGACAAAGAAUUACCAGUUAUAGAGGAUCAACUGAGGAGGGGCGUCAUUGCAACAUUCGACGAGUACUUCGAAAAGAAUAGUCCUAUCAUAAAAGAAUUCUCUGCCAGAGUUGAUCACAUCAUGCAUAACCACGUCGGAACAGGUGUUCAGACAUUCAGGCUUGUACCUCCCCAUGGCUUCUACAUAAACCCUGCUGUUCUUGACCGCUGGUUCCAAGCUGUCAUCGCACAGGGGAUCAGUGAAUUUUACCUGUACCUAGACAUGGGCGAUGAGGGGCUAGGUUACAACUUCCCGUGCUCCUUGUUAUCUAGCAGCAACAGGGGAUGCUCGACGAUUACAUCUUUCUCCAUUGCUGGUUGCGGUCUCCAUUCCCUGGACAGGGUUGGCUGCUUGAUAAGCUUGUGUGUAGUGCAUCUGCACAGGAUGCGUGUUACUGGGGAGGAACUUAUCUGCUUCCUGUCAACUUCUCCUCGUUUGCAGAAGCUGCAACUUUCCUACUGCAAUGACAUGGUUUGCCUGAAGAUACCUCAUUCCCUGUCGCGGCUCAAAUUGCUGCUGGUACGCAACUGCAACAGUUUGCAAACGAUUGGAUGCGAUGCUCCACAGCUCAAGAGCUUUGGAUAUGAUGGAUUGCCCACAACCCAGAUCUGCCUUGGAGAUUCAUCACCCUUAGUGAGGGAGAUGAGAAUGUCUGGUAUGGAUGAUGAGCCUACAGGCAUGCUCUGUUAUGCCACCACUAAGCUUCCUUCAGUCGCGCCAAAUAUUAGCUCGCUUGUCCUAUCAUCAUGCUUUGAGAUUGCAACUCCAAUGAAAAAGCUUAACAAAUUCCGCCGCCUCAAGUACUUGGAGAUACAGCUUCAUACGCCAAGACGUUGUCCAGACUUUGAUUUUUAUUCGCUGGUUUCUAUUCCUAAUGCUUGUCCUGUCCUGGCUACUUUCAUCUUGCGUUUAGAGAUGCGCGAUGCUGAUGAUGCCAUUCCGGGAGAUCCUCAUGGUGAUUCCUCGCAACGAAAAACGCAUAUGAGGGGGCAGGGCCAUCGCAAGUUGAAGAAUGUGCUAAUGAGGGGAUUUCCUUGUGCAAAAGGUUUGGUUGAGCUAACAAGUCACAUCCUUGAGACCGCAGCAUCCUUAAAGCGCCUGGUACUAGACACUACAUAUGGCUGCCAUACGAGGGAUUGCAUUGGCAUAUGCUCGCCUUUAACGAGAAAGGCCCUCUUGGAAGCACGGAAAGCUGUAGAUGUCAUCAAGACAUACAUCGAGAGUAAAGUCCCCUCAAGUGUUAAAUUCAAGCUUAUCGAGCCAUGUGCCAAGUGUCACGCCGAUGACGCAUAACCUGCUUGUUAAUUAGACCUCCUCCAAUAGUUGCAUAAGAGCUGGUUCAAUUUUAUUUUUUAUAUUUUGAUA
This is a messenger RNA of Triticum dicoccoides, 1557 nucleotides long. RefSeq lists its product as uncharacterized. The coding region runs from base 10 to 1485 and encodes 491 amino acids. Lineage: Eukaryota; Viridiplantae; Streptophyta; Magnoliopsida; Poales; Poaceae. The transcript has 3 exons. The record is from RefSeq and is a predicted model, not a curated record.